GAAUGCAAAUAACAAAUUCUUUUGACCCGAGACGUCAUCGACGAGAGAGAGAGAGAGAGAGAGAGAGAGGGUUUCGGGGAAGCAGCUAGAAGAGAGAGAGUGAGCUUCGGUAUUCAAUAUUCUUCUCUCUCAAGGAAUCGCGUUGUAUUCGGAGAGAGAGGAGGGAUUGGCGAGGAAGAAACCCUGGGAGAGAGAGAAAGUGAGCUUCGGAUUUCAAUUUUCUCUCUCCAGGAAUCGCAUUGCAUUCGAAAUCUCCCACCUUCACUCACCAAGAAAGGGACAUUUUCUACUGGGCAUGGCAUAUAGUAAAGGAUCCUCAAACAUAAAAAAUAUGAUUUACAGUGGGAAGCACUCUUUACUUCCUCCUAAAAGUCCAUUUCCAAGUAUUUCUCCAUCAUAUGUUGAUUAUGUCCCAAGUCCUGCUCUUGGAUCAAAGGGUAUGGAAAAACCUAGAGAGGGAAAUUCGUACCACCAACGUACUUCCUCUGAGAGUGUUCUGAUGGAGGAGCAGCCUACAUGGUUGGAUGAACUCCUUGAUGAGCCAGAAACGCCUGUGCGCAGAGGUGGUCAUCGGCGUUCAUCAAGUGACUCAUUUGCAUAUGUAGAUGCAUAUGAUGCCACUAACGUAGAAUACAGAGCUCAAGAUGAGUACAAAUCUAGAAAUAUAACUUCAGUGCCUUCAUGGGGACCGCAAGAAACUGAUCGUUAUAGAGGUGCACGGCAUGCUUCUUUCUAUACGGAACCUAAUUCUUGGGGAAAACAGAAGAAUCGGGGAUGGGAUUCAUCUUUGAAUUCAACAGCUCACCCAAGUGGCCUUCUCUCUGCUAGUGCUAACAGUAUUCUUCAAAGCUCAAGAUCAUCAUGUGCCCUACAAAAAUCAGAUGGUGUUCCAUCCCCGGCCACUGAAAAGCAGGAUCCAGUUGAAUCUGAUCCACAUGAUGCAAAAGCCGUGUCCGAAAGAAAGGAUUGUUCUCAUGCUAAGCCUUCUGCAUCUGAAACAGAUACAAAACGUGCUAAGCAGCAAUUUGCUCAACGUUCUCGAGUCCGAAAACUUCGAUACAUAGCUGAGCUGGAGACAAAUGUACAAGCUUUACAGGCAAAAGGUUCUGAAAUUUCUGCUGAGCUUGAAUUUCUCAACCAACAGCAUCUUAUCCUGAACAUGGAGAACAAAGCCCUGAAGCAACGUUUAGAAAGUUUAGCUCAGGAACAGCUUAUUAAAUACUUGGAGCAUGAAGUACUGGAGAAAGAGAUUGGAAGGUUACGAGCCAUGUUUCAGCAACAACAGCAGCAGCAGCAUCAACAGGAACUGCAGCAACAAUCUUCUAACCAUCGGCGCACAAAAAGUAGUGACCUCGAUUCAAAAUUUGCAAACCUUUCUUUGAAACCCAAGGACAACAGUUCUGGCCGUGACUUCAGGCCCGCUUCACAUUUGAAUGCAUAAUGUGGCUAGAGAGUUGUGCCGUGCCCCAAAUUUGCCUCGGCUGACUGACGAUGCCAUGCCAGUGACAAAUUGUGGUUUUCCCUUGCACGGGACCGAGUUUGCUUUUUGGCUUUUGCUUUGUAUUUAUAUUUGUAUUUGUCCACCUUCUUUUGUUAAUUUAGCAUCUUCAAGGGCACCUGGUAGUCAGUGCCAAGAAAUUCUCUGGCAGGUGAUUUGCCGGAGGUGGUGACUCUAAACAUGAUCAAUGUCGUUCCUCGUGUAUGUUCUUGUGAUUUACUUUCACAAAAUUCCUUCCAUUUUUUUUGCCCCAAUGUCCUAGCCCCUUUGGCAAUCUUGUAUAGUGCACAUAAGGCGGGCUUACCUCUAUCUAAUUCAUUCUGAUGAUUGAGAUGUGUAUUUAAAGCUUUGCUUUCUUAACGAGUUCUACUUUGACUGUGA
Cornus florida is the source of this 1879-nucleotide messenger RNA. RefSeq lists its product as uncharacterized. The record is from RefSeq and is a predicted model, not a curated record. Gene Ontology annotation, molecular function: DNA-binding transcription factor activity. Gene Ontology annotation, biological process: regulation of DNA-templated transcription. The transcript has 5 exons. NCBI's taxonomy places the organism in Eukaryota, Viridiplantae, Streptophyta, Magnoliopsida, Cornales, Cornaceae. Bases 296 to 1441 code for a protein of 381 amino acids.